This is a messenger RNA of Mollisia scopiformis, 2352 nucleotides long. Its product is annotated as putative zinc finger transcription factor ace1. Bases 1 to 2352 code for a protein of 783 amino acids. NCBI's taxonomy places the organism in Eukaryota, Fungi, Ascomycota, Leotiomycetes, Helotiales, Mollisiaceae. The record is from RefSeq and is a predicted model, not a curated record. The transcript has 2 exons.
AUGUCCCUACGCAAAGGAGCAACCUUCCAUCACCCCACUACCCCAGAACGAGAACUACCUCAUCCCUUCAAAGUCCCAGCACUCCCUCGUCGUUCUCAAUCAACACUUGAGGAUGUCGUCGACGCUCACAAACGUCGAGUCGCAUUAACUCUCGGUAACAUCGACCGUGGUCUCUCUGCUGUCGAAGACAGCUCUCCUACUGCUCGACAAUCCUUUCGAGACGAGGCCGACCCCGUCCCUCAAGGCUUCCUCAACCACACCGUCGAUACUCCGACGACUAAAUCAUACGGCCCCAUCAUGGAUGGAGUAAUGUCUGAGGAACCUGCCUCAAUUAAUCGACGCUCCUUGCGUCCACGACACAACCGCCGCCCUUCUAGAUACUCAGACAGUGGUCUGGGAUCUUCAAUCGGCUCAAUGUCUGGUAAGAAAGCUGCGGAGACGCAGUCCACUAGCGUCAAUGAUGUCGCAGCAUCAGCUAUAACUAGGUCUGCUGCUGCUCAUUCUUCAACAAUCGAAAACCUUCCCAGACUCAGCUCUCGGGCAACUAACCGAAUCACUGAGCAUAUCUUGAAGCCGCUUCUCGCAAAGCCGUCUUUGAGAGACUUCUACCCAAUUGUGAAAGACUGCCCACGAAGAAUUCACGCGAAGGAGAUCGUAUGUCUGCGUGACCUGGAGAAGACCCUGAUUUUCAUGGCGCCGGUGAGUGAAAUCCAAGAUGAAGUUGUUGGGAGUGUCGCUCAUUCUAUUUUCCGUUUGAAGGAGAGGACCAAGUCAGCCGCCUUGUACCUUGAUUUCUGCCUCACGUCAAUCCGCUGCAUCCAAGCGACUGUUGAAUAUUUGAGCGACCGCGAACAGACACGCCCUCACGACCGACCAUAUACUAACGGAUACUUCGUCGAUCUUGUUGAUCAGAUCAAGCAAUACGCGCAACAGGUUCAAGCCGCAAAGGAGAAGGAAGCCAAAGGAGAGACACUGGACGACGAGGAUCCUGAAUCGUCUGAUGAGAUCAAACUUCACGGUGGUCUGACAAAGAACGGCAAACCGGCAGAACUUGUUCGAGUCAAGAAGAACGGUAAGGCUAUCUCCAUCGCCACCGGCCAACCCGUCGAGAUGGACGAAGACUCUAAAGAAGCCAUGCGCUUCAAGAGAUCCAUGAGUGAGGAAGCCGAGGACGAUGAGUCCAUCCUCCGCUCGAUGGCCCGUCGCAAGCGUUCUGCCUCUGCUGCAGAGCUCGCACCUAAACGUUGCCGUGAGCCAGGCUGCGACAAGGAAUUCAAGCGGCCAUGUGAUCUCACCAAGCACGAGAAAACCCACUCCCGACCGUGGAAGUGUCCCGUCGAGGCUUGCAAAUACCAUGAAUAUGGUUGGCCAACCGAGAAGGAGAUGGAUCGCCAUCACAAUGACAAGCACUCUGCAGCCCCUGCUCUGUAUGAGUGCCACUUCAAGCCGUGCCCUUAUCGAUCCAAGCGUGAAUCGAACUGUAAGCAGCACAUGGAGAAGGCGCAUGGAUGGACCUAUGUUCGAUCAAAGAACAAUGGCAAAAACAGGGAUAGGGCAACAGCCACAAAUACAUCAACCGGCUUGCCUACUCCACCAACCACCGGUAUCCCAACUCCGGGCAAUGACAGUAACAUCAUGAACACUCCCGAAGAAGAUGACAUGGACAUGUCCAACUACGAAGGAUCGGUCUACUAUGGUCACCAGAGUGAAAUCACAUUCCCGGAGUACAACAACGAACCCGAUAUGGGUGGGAUGUUUGCACCACAACAACUUCAAAUUGAUUACUCUCCAGUGACGGAAUAUACCAACUCAGCCUCAGAUGCGUCACCAUACACCAGCAACACAUUGGCGGGUCAAGACCAUUUCAAUGAGAAUUUCUCUACCUUCACAAACACUGGCGCAGAUUUCAAUCUCUUUGAAGGUGAAGAUCUUUACAGUGCCAAUGUUCAGUUGCCAACGCCCACCCACGAAAUCUUCCAAAACCUUAGUGGUUAUGAGACUUCUGGCUUACCAUACUCUGUCGGCCCUGUUCCUCACAUCUCUCCCCUCGGACACGGGAACACAAUGCUUUAUACGCCAACAUCAUUGCGUGAAGUUGACGAAGGCUUCAGCGAGGAUUUCGUGCCAAACGACUGCCUUGGUAAUGACUUCCAACUCUUCCCAUCCUCCACUGGAGGCACAGUCGCAAGCUCUGCUCCCAGUGCCUUGUUCGGUGAACUUCCGUCUGGCGUCAAUUUCAACAACAUGAGUGGCCAAGAAAUGAUCGACUUCUUCAAUCAUCAAACCGCCGUUGCCGCUGGGAAUAACAUGGAUUGGGACUCUGAUACCUAUAAUGGGUAUCGUUCCCAGUAA